AAAGUGCCUUCUGCUGUCUUCGUCAUCGAUUCGGCAGGCGGGACCUGGCUUAUUUCUGGACAAGCCGGAAUUCACCCUAUUUGUAUAUCCUAAAAGAAUCUGGUUUUUUUCAAGUGUUUCAGUGUUCAAUAGGAAAGGGCGAGAACGUUAAAUGCACACAUCGUCCUAAGCUGAAAGUUUUGGUUAACGACAUUGGAGACUUCUUUCCAUAACAAUGGCAACGAGAGGUGGUCCAGUCGCAUCUGGAACUGAUGGAUCGGAUUAUGGACACCGUGAAAGAGUUGCUAACCAGUAUCGGAUAAGCGCUCAGAGCAAGUCACGACUAAAAGCUUGUCUCUUUUUCCACAUACUGCUGUUUUUUCUGAUGCUUGCCAAACUGUCUGCUGACAUUUUUGAUCGACUAGACAUCUUUAUUUUGGAGAUUGAAGAGCUUGAAAUCCCCAAGCCACUAGUCUGGGAGUAUGCAUGGUGCUGCAGCCUGCCAUUCGUCUUUUAUGGCCUAUCGUCAUUGCGACGCAAUGUCAUUAGAUCCAUGUCUGUUUUUGUCAUGGGUGAUGUUGUUUUUGCCCUUCUUCCUGUCUUCUUUUCCCUGGCAUACUACCUUGGUGACUUUUGGCAGUACGUUAGUUCGCGUUCUUCAGAUGGCCUGAUGUUAUGGCAGGGCUAUCCAUACGCGCUUCUGUGGUACGGAUUCUCGUUAGUUGCCCUCCAGAUUCACCUCUUCUCUCUGUUUUUCGCACACACUUUGAUAUCAGCUUGGAGAGCCCGUGGAGGUGCAACAACCAAAAAAAUUAACUGAAGUCAAGCACAACAGCUUUUAAUACUCGUAUUCUCGUGCUCACCCUACUGGAUUGAUCCUCAAAGCCUGACAAGAAAAUACUUGUGUUUGACGAUUUGCAAUACAUACUACCAGCCCUCCCCA
Messenger RNA from Daphnia pulicaria, 922 nucleotides. It is a transcript of the gene jagn, whose product is annotated as protein jagunal-like. Gene Ontology annotation, biological process: vesicle-mediated transport; endoplasmic reticulum organization. Lineage: Eukaryota; Metazoa; Arthropoda; Branchiopoda; Diplostraca; Daphniidae. The transcript is spliced from 4 exons. Bases 215 to 799 code for a protein of 194 amino acids. The record is from RefSeq and is a predicted model, not a curated record. Gene Ontology annotation, cellular component: endoplasmic reticulum membrane.